Molecule: messenger RNA, 1864 nt
Organism: Artibeus jamaicensis (Jamaican fruit-eating bat)
Lineage: Eukaryota; Metazoa; Chordata; Mammalia; Chiroptera; Phyllostomidae
Product: collagen alpha-1(XIII) chain
Exons: 37
Coding region: 1-1839 (612 amino acids)
Source: RefSeq, a predicted model, not a curated record
AUGGGAAGACCUGGCCUCCCGGGGGACAAAGGUGCCAUUGGGAUGCCUGGACGUGUGGGAAUAAAGGGCCAACCAGGUGAGAAGGGGGCCCCAGGAGAUGCUGGGAUGUCGAUCAUCGGUCCCCGUGGCCCCCCUGGUCAGCCAGGCACCCGAGGUUUUCCUGGAUUUCCGGGUCCCAUUGGGCUAGACGGAAAACCGGGCUACCCUGGACCAAAAGGGGAGAUGGGCCUGACGGGUCCCCGAGGACAGCCGGGACCUCAAGGAGAAAAAGGAGAAAAGGGUCAGUGUGGAGAGUACCCACACCGGCUGCUGCCUCUCCUCAAUUCAGUGCGACUGGCUCCACCCCCAGUCAUAAAAAGGCGGACCUUCCAGGGUGAACAGGGCCAGGCCGGCAUCCAAGGCCCACCAGGGCCACCGGGCCCCCCUGGACCGAGUGGACCUCUGGGGCAUCCAGGACUACCAGGGCCCAUGGGACCACGUGGCUUUCCUGGGCCUCCUGGACCAAAGGGAGACCCCGGCAUCCAGGGCCACCACGGCCGGAAGGGAGAACGGGGCAUGCCAGGGAUGCCGGGCAAACACGGAGCAAAGGGGGCUCCUGGCAUCGCGGUGGCUGGAAUGAAGGGUGAACCAGGGACCCCAGGAGCCAAGGGUGAGAAGGGGGCUGUGGGCUCCCCUGGGCUACUCGGCCUCCUGGGGCAGAAGGGAGAGAAAGGCGAUGCUGGCAACUCCAUUGGAGGAGGCGGAGGGCAGCCCGGGCCCCCAGGGCUCCCCGGGCCCCCAGGGCCGAAGGGAGAAGCUGGUGCAGACGGCCGGGCCGGCCCCCCUGGACAGCAGGGAGACAAGGGGGACCCUGGAGCACCUGGAGAACAGGGACCAGCUGGCCCCCAGGGCUCCAAGGGGGAACCAGGGAAAGGAGAGGUGGUGGACUGCAAUGCCAGCAUCAACGAGGCUCUCCAGGAGAUCCCGACGCUGACCUUGAUUGGGCCCCCUGGUCCUCCUGGACAAAUCGGCCCUCCUGGAGCUCCGGGAACUCCAGGCCAGAAGGGGGAGAUUGGACUGCCAGGCCCUCCAGGACUUGAUGGAGAAAAGGGUCCUCGAGGCAAACCAGGAGACGUGGGCCCUCCUGGUCCCCAAGGCCCUCCAGGAAAGCCAGGGCCUGCAGGAAUAAAGGGAGACGACGGACACCCGGGGAGCCCAGGAGAGAAGGGGGAAAAAGGGGAGACGGGGCAGGCUGGCCCACCGGGUCUAGAUGGCCCAACUGGGGAGAAAGGAGAACCAGGUGGCCAAGGGAGACCUGGAGCAACAGGAUUGCCUGGCCCAAUCGGGCUCCCAGGAUUUACAGGAGAGAAAGGAGAGCCUGGGGAAAAGGGUGAUCCAGGAGUAGAGGUUCCUGGGCUGCCGGGGCCGGAGGGGCCGCCCGGACCUCCGGGGCCCCAAGGCAUUCCUGGACCAAAGGGAGAAGCAGGCCUAGAUGGAGCAAAAGGAGAGAAGGGUGUCCAGGGAGAAAAAGGAGACCGAGGUCCUCUGGGAUUGCCCGGUACUCCAGGACCAAUUGGAGUUCCAGGCCCCGCGGGACCAAAGGGCGAGAGGGGCAGCAAAGGCGACCCUGGAGUGACAGGACCAACGGGAGCAGCUGGGCUUCCUGGUUUGCACGGACCACCCGGGGACAAAGGAAACCGGGGGGAGAGGGGGAAGAAAGGCUCUAGAGGGCCUAAAGGGGAUAAGGGAGACCAAGGAGCGCCUGGACUAGAUGCCCCCUGUCCGUUGGGCGAAGACGGCUUACCAGUCCAGGGCUGCUGGAACAAGGGUCAGAGUCGAUGGUUAAUCGCCAAGAAGUGAAACCAGGCGGCACAGAGCCCUGGGG